AUGGAAAGGAUAACCAAAAGAGCUCCUCUCGUCCGACUCGACACGAUCGAGGAAACAUCAGAACCAGAAGAGAGCAGCAAUUAUUGUUUGGAUUCAGCGCUGCCACGAAAACAAUUUGGAAGAUCCCUUGAUUUUUCAACUCUAAGGAGAAAAAGAAUUGGCUCUCAUUACACCAGACGAGUACGCAAUAAAACUGACAUGGAACAUGAUCAUUCGAUUUCUCAGGAAUGUACUGGUGAACCUACAAAAACAAUUAAGACUGGAGAAGGGACAAGAUCUCACAAAGGAAAAAACCGCAAUGUUAAAAAGAGACAAACAGACAACAUUAAUUCAACGGACAUGACACAAGUUAAAAUGCUCUUCCCAGACUUUUUCCCGAAGAGUUCCAUUACUCAAAUGAGAUGGCAAAGUGAAUUGGCUGGCACUAAUUAUCAAAACUACAGAAACCUGCGAAAGAGAAAGGAAGAGGAUCCUCUGAUUCAUUCUUGGCUAAACUUAUUUGGCGCUCAUGCUAUUUUUUAG
Pocillopora meandrina is the source of this 522-nucleotide messenger RNA. NCBI's taxonomy places the organism in Eukaryota, Metazoa, Cnidaria, Anthozoa, Scleractinia, Pocilloporidae. The record is from the annotation of a GenBank genome assembly.